Messenger RNA from Aspergillus melleus, 1071 nucleotides. RefSeq lists its product as uncharacterized. The record is from RefSeq and is a predicted model, not a curated record. Lineage: Eukaryota; Fungi; Ascomycota; Eurotiomycetes; Eurotiales; Aspergillaceae. The transcript has 2 exons. Bases 1 to 1071 code for a protein of 356 amino acids.
AUGAAGCUUUCCGAGCUAUGGCAAAUCCUAGUAGAUUGCGCAACAACCUCAGAAGGCAGCGAAAUCAUCUGCGUCCUGGAUGCUCUGGAUGAAUGUGAAACGAGUAGCAGGGCCUGGAUCCUACAUAACCUGGAGAAGUUCUAUUCCAACGAAGAGAUGCGGUCAAAGCCGAAGCUCAAAUUCCUGAUCACAAGUCGUCCCUAUGAAGAUUUGAAAUACUCAUUCGAGAAUUUCCCAAAGAACGCAGCAUACAUGCGCCUUGACGGCGAUGAAAAGUCAGACCAGAUCCGUGAGGAGAUAGAUCUCGUCAUUGACGCCAAAGUUGAAUUCCUGACCAGAAAAUUCGAAAAUCAGUUCAAUGCCGCUGAAAAGAUUAAGACGCGACUCAAAAGCAUGGAGCAUCGCACCUACCUUUGGUUAUACCUUACACUCAAUUAUAUUGAAGAACGACCUGCUAUGUAUUCCAAAACUUCAUCUGUGGAAAAGCUACUGUCCCAUUUGCCCAGUAGCGUUGCUGAUGCCUAUGAGAGAAUGUUGAGUCGAUAUGGCGGUGAGCCAGUAAAGAGAAUUCUUCUUCAUCUUGUUCUCGCUGCUGAAAGGCCUCUUACCCUACUUGAAGCAAACGUUGCGUUGACCCUCGCUCUCCGAGAACAAAGAAUGGAAUCACAUGCUGAUGUCAUUGAUCAAACCUGGUCACACUCAGCUUUCGAGGAUGUCGUCAAACAAUAUUGCGGCCUCUUCAUCAGCAUACACGACUCGAAGCUCUCAUUUAUUCAUCAGACAGCAAGGGAAUUUCUUCUUACCAAGCGAGAAGGAGGGGAUAUGGAUUGGGGAGGCAGCUUCAACCUCCAGCAGUCUCACGAAAAGAUGUCACAAGUGUGCCUCGAUUACUUGUUUUUCCCUGACAUCGGAGGGUAUGAAGUCAAUCUCUAUGCCAAGUUCUAUCCAUUUCUUGACUACUCAGAGGUUCAAGAUAUACCACAGCGCUUGGACUUGCAUCAUCAGCGGGCCACCUACGCAUCGUCGAGAUGCUACUUGAAUAUGGGGCUCAUAUUGAUGGCUAUGAUGUAG